Messenger RNA from Eimeria necatrix, 1722 nucleotides. RefSeq lists its product as hypothetical. The record is from RefSeq and is a predicted model, not a curated record. The transcript has 3 exons. NCBI's taxonomy places the organism in Eukaryota, Apicomplexa, Conoidasida, Eucoccidiorida, Eimeriidae. The annotation marks the transcript as partial.
AUGGCGCUGCGGGGCCGCGCGCGCGCAGCCGCUCCUGGGGUGUAUGGACACCUCCUGCUUGCAGCUUUCGCCGCCUUCCUGCAUGCAAAACCGCCCGAUCCAAACAGCACUUUUAAAAAUGUUUUUCUUUUUGGAAUUGGAGUUGAAGGAUCUUUGAAUGUGCAUCCCUGCGUGGCGGACUUUUUGGUGUCUUCUUUGCGGGACUUGACGUCGUGUUUCCCGUCUGCGACUCCACCUCCGGCCCCGCCUGCCCCCACCUGCGCUUCCCGCCGCUGCUCCCGGCCCUCCAGCCCCCCCGGGGCCCCCUGGGGCCCCCCGCCGCCCAAGCGGGGGGCCCCUAUUCCGCGCACCUGCACCGGCCGGUGCCCGCCGCGGGCGGCUUCCCCAGCAGCAGCAGCAGCAGCAGCAGCAGCAGCAGCAGCAGAGGCGGCGGGCCCAGCUGCUGCGGCUGCAGCGGGACACGCAGCAGCAGCAGGAGCGGGAGCGGGAGCGGGGGGCGGCACGGCUGCAGCGCCCGCUGCAGAGGCCACCCCAGCAGCAGCAGCAGCAGCAGCAGCAGCAGCAGCAGCAGCAGCAGCAGCGAGGCCGCUGCCGCUGACGGGCCCGCUGGCGGAGGCGCUGGGGCCCUCUGCUGCUUCGCAGGCUUUGCUGCUGAACCUGCGGGGGCCCCCGAGGCCCCUGGAGACCCACGUGCUGCUGAGCAGCCUGGAGGGGACUGCAGCACGAAGAAGUUCUCUUCACAGCUCAAGUGCCUCUCUACGCCCUUUCCCCCCUCUACUCGGGGCCCCCGGGGGGCCCCCCCCCACGCUGCGCUUCGUGAACGCCCUCGACUUCGCGAAGGGCAACACUCUCCACCGCAUCGAGGCCCUCCGCUUCACCUACGCCUACGAGGGGGCCCCCCAGGGGGGCCCCCCUGGGGGCCCCCCGGGGGGCCCCCCGGGGGGCCCCCCUGAGGGGGCGGCCGGGGGGGCCCCCCCGGGGGCGUGGGGCGAGGGGGGCCCCGGGGGGCCCCUCGGGGGGCCCCCCGAGCCCGUGACGUUCCGGAGGCCCCUGAGCUGCUCGCCGUACUUUGCUGCAGUGGGGGCUUUGCAGCUGCUGGUGGCGGAGAAGACUUGGAGCAGCAAAAGAGUUUAUUUAGUUGAUGCUGCUGCUGCUGAAGAGGGGAGAGCAGCACGAGCGCGGGCGCAUGCAGCAGCAGCAGCAGCAGCAGCGCGGGAGGCGGAGAAGCGGGCGCUGGCGGAGGCGCGCGCGCCGCUGCUGCAGCAGCUGCUGGGCAGCAGCAGCAGCAGCAGCAGCAGCAGCAGCAGCAGGAGGGGCCCCCGCAUCGAAAACCUGGGGGCCCCCCUCAGAACAGAUUUAUUUCUCGGAGACGAAUCUGCUGCUCAGAAGGAGGGGGCCCUUUACGUGGGCGUGCUGCUGCGGGCGCAGCCGGAGUGGGACUUGCUGCUGCUGGAGCCCAGCCCCUUCGCGCCCGCUGCUGCUGCUGCUGCUGCUGCUGCUGCUGCUGCUGCUGCAGCAGCAGCAGCAGCAGCGCGGCUGCCCGUGUCUUGGCAGGAAAACAAAAGAAUAAAGUUCGGAAGGUUCGACUCUUUGCCUUACCAGUUUGCAGACCUUCGGAGGCCCCUCAAAAGGGGGGCCCUUUACCUCCAAGACCUUCCUGCGGAGGCCCCCGUGCUUUCGCUGAACCAGCUUUCGCAGCUCAAGCUCGUCUUCUUCAGGAAG